This is a messenger RNA of Pimephales promelas (fathead minnow), 1587 nucleotides long. The record is from RefSeq and is a predicted model, not a curated record. NCBI's taxonomy places the organism in Eukaryota, Metazoa, Chordata, Actinopteri, Cypriniformes, Leuciscidae.
UCUGAUUUGUUGAAUUCCCCCUCAGAUGUUUCUGUUUCACAAUGUGACCAUCACGGUGCCAGCCAAUUUCACUCAGUGCACCACCCGCGGGAGCUUUGUGAAACACUGGCAGGAGACCAUUUACAAUAUGUUCACUUUCAUUUGCCUCUUCCUGAUACCUCUGGCCAUCAUGAUCUGCUGCUACACAAGGAUCUUGGUGGAGAUCUCCCGAAGGAUGUCCAAAGGAAACAUCUCUUCAAAGGAAAUCCACUUACGGCGUUCCAACAGCAACAUCCCAAAGGCCCGUAUGAGGACUUUGAAAAUGAGCAUCGCCAUUGUGACGUCUUUCAUAGUUUGUUGGACACCGUACUACUUGCUGGGUCUCUGGUACUGGUUCCUUCCUGAUGAUUUAGAAGAGACCGUUUCUCACUCACUGACUCACAUGCUGUUUAUUUUUGGACUUUUUAAUGCCAUUCUGGAUCCCAUCACUUAUGGCCUCUUCACCAUCCAUUUCCGCAAAGGACUGAAGCGUUACUGUCGCAACGCGGCUGUGCUUGCAGAGUCAGAAAAUAACUCCAUCGUGACGGGCUCAUUGAAAUGCUCACCAUCUCCGUUUCACAUGAAAAGAGUGACCCAGACGAGUCCAGGAGCUAACCCAGAGCAGAAUAUGGUGAGUGGGGAAGAUAAGAAGCCAGCUGACCGUAAAAACAAGGAAUAGUGGCAACCCUACCAAUUCAGCCUUGAAAGUUUGUCAUUUGAUUAGAGAUACGGAUGUGACAAGGCAGGUCUUGUGCUGGCUGUCUAGCUGCUCACAAGAACAAUGGGACAACAACACACACUGCCUGCUCUCCUCAACAGGAUGCGUCACAUCUUUUGAUUCAUUCACUGAUGAGCUGCGUAAAUUACUCAAGUUAUAUUUAAUACCCAUUUAUUUUCCUGAUUCAGGUGAUUACAUUUUGUAAUCAUUUUUUCCCUUUGCUUAAUAUGCCAAUCAUGUUUGUUUUUUUUUUCUGCAGAUUAAUUAGAACGUUGCGACUUGUGGCUUUUGUUGAAAAUGUCAUUUACAUCAAGGGUUUUUAUCUCGUACAAAUUCAUAUUUCAGCAUCUCCACCUGCCAUCACAAAGGGCAUCGCUCUUGAAUGGCUUGUUUGUGAGGAAAUUACUUUCAUCUACAAACAAAUAAGAUGUGUGAAUUUAGCGUUUUGAGAUAUUACAUGCAUAAUAAUGAACAUUGGUUCUUGAUUAGGUUCCUGGUGUUAAUUGGAAAUGUUCAAUAGUACCACUUCAGGAAUCCUAAACCAGCCUCUUAAUAUCGGUUAAUGUGUAGACUUUAAUGGUAUCGGUUAAUGUGUAGACUUUUUAUUCAAUAGAUUCAGAAUCACAGCCUCAAGAGGUCCAGCAUUUGAAGUCUGUGAUAUUAUUACAGGGCAGCCUGAUCUCAUAAGAAUCUAUAUUUCAAAUGUGGCCAGGGCACCAAUUGCAUAGUCCUGAAUGUGGCGUUUACGUGCUCGCAUAUAGGCUGUUAUGUGCAAAAAUUGAAUGUUUUGACAGCAUCUAAAAUCUAAAAGUAAUUAUUCAUCUUUCUGAAUCACUGUAAAAAAUAAUCCU